GCCCAGGGACAGAGGCAGUGGGAUGUAUCCCCUGGGACUGGGACCUUGGGGAUCAGAAGGUCCAGGGUGGAGGUGUUUGGAGAAGGAGCGAUGGGAAAGGAAGACUGCACGUAGGGAGCCUGCUUGGAGGAGGGCUGGCCGGAGUGGAUCGUGAGAAGAGGUCCACAGGGCACAGGGAAGAGGGAGUUGGCUCUUGGGGAAGUAGAUAGAGAGAGCCCUGGUGGCCGCUGUUGGUGGCAAUUAGAAAGUUGUGCAGGGGGCAGGGCAGCUGCCUUCUCUGCUGAGUAACCAGUGUCUCUGCGGUGCGGUGCGGAAGCCAGACCCCGUCUGAGCCAGCGGAGCAGCUGGCAGCUGCUCUCCUGCGCUUCCAGGAGCGCACUGUGCCUGGGGAAAGAGAACUGGGCGCUUGGAGAGGAGAUCAAGGAGGAACGGGGCUGCUAGCUCUGGCCGGCUUGCUUGCCUACAGUUGCUCCCUCAGUGUUUGGCUGGAGCACUCGCUCUCUCCAGAGCUAGGGAGCUAUUGGGGUGGCGUGGGCUCUUGUCCUCAUCUUGGCUGGUGGGAACCGUGUGUCCAACAGAGGAAGCCUGGUGGGCCUGGCCCCUCUCAGCCCAGCGCCGAUGAGUGCCAGGGCGCCCAAAGAGCUGAGGCUGGCACUGCCGCCUUGUCUCCUGAACCGGACCUUUGCUCCCCACAACGCCAGCGGAGGCAGCAACGCAGGUGUCCGUGGCUCAGGCGCAGGUGGAGGCACCUGCAUCACGCAGGUGGGACAGCAGCUCUUCCAGUCUUUCUCAUCCACGCUGGUGCUGAUUGUCCUGGUCACCCUCAUCUUCUGCCUCAUCGUGCUGUCCCUCUCCACCUUCCACAUCCACAAGCGUAGGAUGAAGAAGCGGAAGAUGCAGAGAGCUCAGGAGGAAUAUGAGAAAGAUCAUUGCAGCGGCAUCCACGGUGGUGGGGGGCUGCCCCGGGCAGGUGUUCAAGCCCCAACCCAUGGAAAAGAGACCCGGCUGGAGAGACAGCCCCGGGACUCCGCCUUCAGCACCCCCUCCAAUGCCACCACCUCUUCCUCCUCUUCGUCCCCUGGUCUCCAGUGCCAGGGUCCCUGUGCGCCCCCGCCUCCGCCGCCGGCCCCCAGUCCACACGGAGCACAGGCAGCUUCCUCCAGUUUGGACACACCUGGCGAGGGCCUUUUGCAAACGGUGGUACUGUCCUGAUGGUGUAGCUCCUCUCCUGACCCCUUCCUCGUUUCCAGCAUCUUCACCAUCCUGGCUUUUGUUCCUCCUUUCUUCCGUUCCGUUCUCCUCUGGCCCCUCUUUCCUCUGCCCUCUUUCCUUAUCUGCCCACCCUUUUACUGUUUCUCCUCCGCCGAGGCACUGUGCGGUAUUUGUAAAUAUUGGGCGAGGAAAGUCUCAGAGGAAGAAAUAACGCUGAUAAUACUUUAUUGAUAUUUAUAGUAAUUAUUAUACUAUUAAUAACACAAUCCAAGCGCAUGACAAAUCACAUAUUUUCUCAUUGUCAAUGAAGGCUGCAUCUUCCCUCUCCACCCCGUGCCCUUCCUCUCCUCCCCCCCAGUAAGGAGGAGAAACCGCACAGGCUACCAAAUAUAUAUAAAAGGCAUUUGACACCGAAGCAAAGGGAGGGGAGGGGGCCGGCGGGUCACGUUGUAUAUAGCUGUCAAGUGAAGGUUUAGUCGCCUUUCUGCCCCUCCCCCACGGGCUUUCACUUUUCCUUUAGCUUCUCUCCCCUCCCCUUUCUCCACCUCCAGCUGGGCUCAGGCAAUAGUUUAUUAUAAAGGAAACAUCUACAUUAAGCACCAGAGACCACAGAGAAUGUCCCAGAAAAAAAAAAAAAUGUUUAGGAUAUGUAACCCCUCUCUAGUCAGUCAUCCAUCCUCUCACUUUUUAGUUUCCCUCUGGCAGAAUUUGAAUUUUACUUAGAAAUAUCUCUCUCGCUGGCCGAGCGCAAACAAAAAUUUAAAAAAAUAAUAAAAAUAAAAAACCCCAAACCAUACAAUCUGCUUUUGCACCCUGUUAGGCUCUGCUUGACUUGUGGAGGUUUUUUUUUUUUUUUUUUUUUUUUUGGUUUGGGGUUUUCUGCUCUGUUUUGUUUUGUUUCCGUUUGGGGUUUUUUGUUUUGUUUUGUUUUGUUUUUCCUUGAGCCUCGGAGAAAUCGGGAGCUGUCCAGCCAGGCCUGGUGCUGAAUAUGUCUCACCUUCAUGGUUAACUUCCUCUGGUUGUGCAGACCAAAGAAGGAGCUGUUUUGGAAAGAGAUUGUCUUGGUUUUGAUUGGUUUCUUUCCUCUUUUUAUGCAAUUGGAUUAGUGUGUACUGUUGUUUUUCUUGUUAUCAUACAUUGCAUAAGUUACCUUUAUGUAAAAAAAAAAAAAAGAAGUAUUAGGUAAUGUGCAGUUCUGAAAAUGCAGUAUCUAACCAACCAGUAUGUUUAUAUUUUAUUUUUAGAAAAAGUGCACCUUUGUUAUAUACUUAUUAUAUUGGUACCAAAUACAGAAGAAAACUAUAGUUCUGUGAUUUGUCCUCCAAACUGUAUAUUCCUGUUCCGACUUUCCAGCUGUUGAUUUAAUGGUUGCCACUGGCUGAGGAAGUCAGUGGUGCGGGCCUGGCUUCUGCUGUUUCCAGAAGUGUUCUUUUGUAUUUUACUCUGUAGUAGACUACUAUAAAAUGAUGACACCCACGUU
Messenger RNA from Psammomys obesus (fat sand rat), 2692 nucleotides. RefSeq names its product chromosome unknown C11orf87 homolog (gene CUNH11orf87). The transcript is spliced from 2 exons. The record is from RefSeq and is a predicted model, not a curated record. Bases 619 to 1212 code for a protein of 197 amino acids. NCBI's taxonomy places the organism in Eukaryota, Metazoa, Chordata, Mammalia, Rodentia, Muridae.